AUGCUACCUCACAAGCCUUCAGAUGAUAAUCAACCUAAACCUGUCUCAAUGAGAGGCGGUAAGACUAAACGACGUCGUUCAACUCUCCGAGCAGAACCACCGGUCACAAGACGUACCACCCGUUCUAGAUCUGACGAAGAUGAUUCAAUCACUAUAUCUCUAGACGACGUUGCCACCGAGAAGAAAGAUGUCAAAGAUGAAAUCACUAGAUUGAGCUUAUCAUUGAGAGAAAUCCAAGGAGACGGUAAUUGUCUCUUUCGCGCCCUCGCGGAUCAACUUUGGGGUGAUCAGCGACGUCAUCCAGAAGUCAGGAAAUUGGUUUGUGAUUAUCUUCAAGUUCAUGAAGAUGAUAUGUCACCUUUUGUCGUUUUACCAGGAGGAACGUCAAAGAUUGUCACAUACCAAGAUUAUGUCAAGAAUAUGCGUACGAGUAGAACAUAUGGUAGUCAACCGGAGAUCGUCGCUGCUACUAGAGUGUUUAGACGUAGUGUCAGAGUGAUUUUAUCGAAUUCUUCAAUGACUAUGCCAUACGAAGAGGAAGAAGAUGAUACUCCUGAAGAAGAUACAAACCCUAGACGUCGGACUAGAUCAGGUACAACACAUCUCCUUUCGAACCCUCCUGCACUCCCAUUAUCCUCACCAAGUUACGCCAGCGCUUUGACACAGUACAUACCUACUGUUCGACCAGGUCGUACGAUGUUAUGGUUAGCAUUAUUCUCUAAAGGGGAACAUUAUCAGUCUAUACGUCGUAAAGGUGAUAGUGAACGAGGUCCCUCGGAGAUUGAAGAUCGUCUUGCGGUACCUCAUGCCAAAGAUGCCUCUGAAGCUGCUCGAAGGGAAAGAGCGGAGUUGAUAAAGACUGGCAGGAUCACACUUGAUGGAAGUGUUCUGGAGAGGAAGGUUGAGAAAGGUGUGGAGGGUAACAUGGGAGAAAUCUGUCGUGUUGACCGAUCUCAGGAUAUGAAUAUCGUUGACGACUCGACUGAUGGAUCAAAUACGGUAGAUGAUUCCUCUCAGGUCACAGGAUCACAAGCAAUACGGAAUAUCCAAACCGCCUCACAAGCUUUCAACGACGCCAUGGAACAAUCACACCCUACGGUAGAACUUGGUCCUAAAAUCACUCUCAAUAUCAAACCUCGAACACCUCCCAUCCCACCUGAUAGUCUCAAUCGACGACGAGCCAGACCCGAAGAAUACACAGAGGAAGAUAUCGUUGUUAAACGGAGAAGAGUCAUCAUCCCUACACAUCUUGAUCCCCCUAUCAGUCCUCGAUCGAGGGUUUCACAUCCGAUCUCCGUUGUGAGACCCUUGGAAGCGUCUUUGGUGUCAAUGAUAUGA
Tremella mesenterica DSM 1558 is the source of this 1338-nucleotide messenger RNA. RefSeq lists its product as uncharacterized. Gene Ontology annotation, biological process: protein deubiquitination. Lineage: Eukaryota; Fungi; Basidiomycota; Tremellomycetes; Tremellales; Tremellaceae. The transcript has 6 exons. The record is from RefSeq and is a predicted model, not a curated record. Gene Ontology annotation, molecular function: cysteine-type deubiquitinase activity. The coding region runs from base 1 to 1338 and encodes 445 amino acids.